CUCCGCCUACGUCAUGCUCCUCAUCAAAAGAAAGGUGGGAGCUCCAGGCCAAGCUAUUGAGAGCUCAAGAACAGCAAAAACAGCAUCUUCACGAGCGAUUGAACUGCAAAAUCAUCUUUGCAAUCCCAUCCCAACUACCACUGUUUGUCGGGUUUUUCGAAGUACGAGUCAAGCUCUUUUUAGCAAGCCGAUCGUCUCGACGUGCAUGCGAGGACGGGAUCUAGAGCUGUGUCAACUAACGGUACCUGAGCACAAGCUGCACGGCUUUAAAAGCAGCAGCUUCUCCCUACGAGUAAAGCCACUUUGAUCGUGCACUGGAACUUCACACUCCUCUCUCACCAUGUUCAAGUUACAGAUCGCUCGCCAGGUCGCCCGUGUGGCUCGAGUGCAACCACGAGCUGCAUUCCGCCCAGCAAGGUCUACUGUCCGGCCAUUCACAAGCUCUGUGAGCCGUUUCGACAAAAACCCCGAGGAGGAUCACGAUGCUGGGUCUUCAUCUGCGGCAGCCGGAGAGAGCGGAGAGCACGAGGGUCAGUUCGCCCGUACCAGGGACGACAUUGUCGUGGAGUACCCCGAGGAGAAAGAUCUCCCCCCUUCGCAGCCAGUACAGGGUCGUGGAGGCUUCCAUUUCAAGCGCACGCUCGCAACCUUCUCUAUGGAAGGCAAGACCGCGAUCGUCACUGGUGGCGCUCGAGGGCUAGGCUUGGUCAUGGCCCAGGCACUGGUCACCUCCGGCGCCGAUGUUGCCAUCGUCGACAUGAACAAGGAGGAGGCUCAGAGAUCAGCCGAGGGACUAAUUGACCUGUUCAAGCAGGAAAAUGAUUCGGGCUACACCAAGCUGCCCAAGGUCACUGCGCACUACUGCGAUGUGUCCAGCCCCGACUCGGUGAACGAGUCGUUCGCUGAAAUUGUGAAAGCUCACGGCAAGGUCGACAACCUCGUCACCUCGGCUGGCUUCACCGAGAACUACGAUGCGAUUUCGUACCCGCACGACCGCAUCCAGAAGCUUUGGGGCGUCAAUGUUGACGGCACCUACCUGUAUGCAGUGGCAGUCGCCAAGCACCUCAUGGAGCGCAAGGCGCCUGGCAGCGUGGUUAUGAUUGGCAGCAUGUCUGGCUCCAUCGUCAACGUGCCGCAGCCGCAGGCUCCGUACAACGCCGCAAAGGCCGCUGUCAGGCACCUGGCUGCCAGUCUAGCUGUCGAGUGGUCGCAGCACGGCAUCCGUGUCAACUGCAUCUCGCCCGGGUACAUGCUCACCGCGCUCACCAAGAAGAUCCUCGACGACAACCCGGAGCUGCAGAAGCAGUGGACCUCGCUCAUUCCUAUGGGCAAGAUGGGACGUCCCGAGGACCUCAUGGGCGCUGUGACGUUCCUAUCCAGCGAUGCUAGUCUGUAUGUGAACGGCGCAGACCUGCGUGUCGAUGGAGCAUACACUUGCACUUACAACAUCGCGGCCCCCGCCUCGACCGACCGCCGCCCGUCUAAGGCGACGCUCUUCCGCUUCCAGUUUCGCCUGCCCGACUCGCAGAAUCCGCUCCAGGAGAUCACCGCCGAGCUCACGCUGCAGCCCCACCACUCGACGAGGGGCACCGGCGACGCCGCGACAGAGGGCGAGCGGGGACAGGGCAACCACUAUGUGGGCAAACUGCACCUAAGCGAGCAGUACCUGUGCUUCUCUACGCAGGGGUCCAGCUUCCUCAACACGGCCAGUUCGAGCUCCUCCAGCAGCUUCACGGGGCAGACACACGGGGCGGGCCCUGCCGGCAAUGGCUUCACACUGCCCCUGUGCGCGAUCCGGAGGGUCGAGCGCCUGCACAGCCAGAGCUACAUGUUUGCGCUCGCCAUCACCACGUGGAACGGCAUUCCAGACUCGAAGACCAAGACACCCGCCGGCCAGAAGCUCACCAUUCAGCUGGCCGGGUCGCGGCAGGCCUGCGAGCGCUUUUGCGAUGGUCUGAAGAAGGGGCUGAGGGAAGGCGUCAAAAGCGUGGACACGCUGCGCAAGGUGGCCAUGACCAGCUACACAGAAUACCUGCUCAGCACAGACGAGGAGGGCAAGGCAGCUGCUGGCGAUCGCGAGCACCCAGACACGGGUCUUGGGCUGACCUUCAAAUACCCCGGCAACGCGCGAAAGCUGAGAGACGCAACCAAGAUCCGGCUCUGGCGCGAGUAUCUGAGAGAGAACGGCCGAGGCGCCACACUCGUCCGUCAGCCCACCUUCCACAAGCUCAUUCGCGUCGGCCUACCUAAUCGAUUACGAGGCGAGACUUGGGAGCUUACCUCCGGCUCAUUCUUUCUGCGCCUGCAAAACCCGAAUCUAUACACCGAGACACUAGCAAAGUUUUCGGGGAGAGAGUCCCUGGCGAUAGACGAGAUCGAGAAGGACUUAAACCGAAGUCUGCCAGAAUACCCGGGCUUUCAAGAUGAAGCCGGCAUUGGCCGGCUGCGAAGAGUCCUGACAGCAUACAGCUGGACCAACGAGGAGGUUGGAUACUGUCAGGCCAUGAACAUUGUUGUGGCAGCGCUUUUGAUUUACGUUUCUGAGUCCCAGGCCUUCUUCUUGCUAUCCAUACUAUGUGAUCGCUUACUGCCGGGAUACUAUUCGCAGACCAUGUACGGGACGCUUCUUGACCAGAAAGUCUUCGAGUCGCUCGUCGAAAAGACGAUGCCAAUUCUGUGGGAUCACUUGGUCAAAUCCGACGUACAGCUUUCCGUCGUCUCCCUACCUUGGUUCCUUUCGCUAUACAUCAACUCGAUGCCCUUGAUCUUCGCUUUCCGCGUCUUGGAUGUUUUCUUCCUAGAGGGACCGAAAGUGUUGUUUCAGAUCGGUCUUGCCAUUCUGCGCAUCAACGGAGAGCAGCUGCUUGACGCCGCAGACGACGGUUCAUUCAUCUCAGUGCUGAAGUCUUACUUCUCCAGACUUGACGAAUCUGCACAUCCCAAGUCAGAGAACCCUAAGUUACGAGCCGUCACGCGAUUCCAGGAGCUGAUGGUCGUGGCGUUCAAGGAAUUCGCUGGCAUCACCCAGAAUACCAUUUCAGAGCAACGAGCGAAGCACAAAGAUGCAGUUCUGGAAAACAUCGAGAACUUUGCUAAGCGCACAUCUAUUCGGAACCUUGGCCCCGAAAGCAAGAAGUUGAGCGUCAACGAUCUAGGCUUUCUGUACGACAGGUUCUAUGCAGUCUUGUACGAGCGACAACAACGAGCCGAGAUCAUGCAACAAGAAGCCGACCGAAAAGCGAAGGCCAGUCGAGCCAAGGCCACAGAAAUCGUCAGCGGGUUUGCGGGCAGCAACGCCGAAAAGGGACGUGUGGCUGUGGGAGUAAGCCCAACACACAUGGAUUAUGACGGAUUCAGGGAGUUCCUCGCUGGUGUGGCAAAAUGGGCCGUCACCGAUUCGCCAACAUCACCCAAAGAAGCGAAUUCUGGGGCGAGUCACUCAUAUUUCGGCGGCAGCAUGAGGAGUCGACCACCCAUGUCACCUUGGGGCUCAGGACCAGAACCCGCAGACCACGAAUUCCUGAAGAGGCUCUUCAGGCGCUGGGACACGGACAUGUCAGAUUCACUCUCCUUGCAGAAUGUGGUAGCCGGAUUCGCUGCGGUCAAGGGGACCAAGGACAUCAUGUCUAACAUCAGCUAUUUCUUCGAGCUGUAUGACGACGAUGGCGAUGGCAGAGUGGAUCGUGAGGGCAUUUUGAGGAUAUCAGAAGCUCUUCUCUUUCUGUCGCGGAGAGGACUUCACGAAUCUGUAAGUCCCUCAGCAUCAUCGCUUGAUAUAGGCUCUGAGCCGCCGAUGUCACGCGACGAGCAGUUCCUGAGCAGCGUCUCCGCUUUCAUCCGGAGGUGCUUCGAGUACGCUGAUCCGGAUCACGGUUCAAACCAGAACGGUGGAGUGGAGCAGGCAGAAGAAGGCCUGGACAACUUUGCGAUUGGAGACGAGGACGAGGACGACCUUAUCGACUUUGGUGACGAGCCGGCGACUCCAAAAGCAGAGAAGAGCCCGAUGUCGCCAACUCAGUCAACGCACACAGUGGAAGCCGAGACAGGUGAGCGACAAGAGAAGGCCAAGGCAGCGAAUCUUGCGUUGGAUCCAAACAAGCCUCUGCACAUCACAUUGCCCACGUUCCGCAUGGUCAUCCUUGCAGACGAAGUGCUCGAACAGUUCUUCGAAGUCGGCUUCUCAGCCUCUUUCCGUCUUGCCGAUGCGCCAUUGCCGUCAUCAGCAUCGAGCUCUUCUAACCUCACUACAUUUGCCAAUGCAGGCAGACAAAUGUCGCACCUAGCAGGCGGCAUGGGCGUGGUCGGUGGUGCAGGUGUCGGCGUCGUUCCACCCGGCAAGAGCAUCCGAGGCAUGCUUGACAACAUUGUCAAUGACGGCAUGCGCGUAGCAGCAGAAGUAAGGCGCAGAUACGACGAGGCUCAGAAGGAGCUCGACGCGCAAUCCCAGCACGCAAGGGACGAUGACGAGGACCAUGAGGAAGAAAAGGACGCAGAUCUCCUCGAGGGUGCAGAGGCAGCAGAUGUGAUCUCGACCAAGGAAGAGAACCUCAGCGAUCUGCUCUCGCCAGACAUAGAUAAGGAACUCAAGAGCACAAAGGAUCGAAGAGCAAGUGACGCCAGUAGACGUGUGGUCGAGACCGUGGUUGCUCGCUCUCCGAGGUUGUUCUCGUCACUGCGUAGCACACGUCGAGGCAUUCUCACGAAGGCGUUCCGCGCGGGACCAACCGAGCCUCCACUCCUUGAACAGACAGUGCCAGAACAUUUUGCUGGCAUUGUACGCCAGUUUGGGGACCGCAACGCUGUCAUCUCACAUCACCAGCGCACAAUCCUCACGUACGAGGCUCUCGACCGCGACUCCAAUGCGCUCGCCAGGGGCUUGCAGAAGAGAGGAGUGAAGAAGGGGGAUCGAGUGGCCGUGUCGCUGGGCAACAAUGUCGAAUUUGCUACAACAACCUAUGCGCUCUUCAAGCUGGGCGCGAUGCUGGUACCAUUGAACCCCGCCUUCAAUGCUCCUCAAGUACUCUCUGCGCUCAACCAUCUCGAAGCCGCCCAUCUCAUCAUUGGCGCCGAAACCAACCUCCCCCGUAAAGAACCACGAUCGAACAUCGCACUGCUUAGCCAUCUCAUACCAGAUCUGACUGGGUCGAGCCUUCAGUCUGAGCUCGUGCCGUCUCUUCGCAAUGUUAUCAUGGUCGACAACGCGCAGGGGAGGAUCGAUUGCGCAGUGUACAAGAGCACUACAAAAUACGAGCAUGUGUUGGAGGAUGGCGGUCAGGGCGUAGCUUUGGAAGAUCAGGGACUGGACCCGAACGACAUCGUCAACAUCCAGUUCACUUCUGGGACGACCAGUAUGCCCAAAGCUGCCUGUCUGAGCCAUCGCAGCAUCUUGAACAACGGCAACAGCAUCGGCGAUAGGAUGCUGUUGACAGAAAACGAUCGCGUGUGCAGUCCCCCUCCGCUGUUCCACUGCUUUGGCUGCAUCCUUGGCUACAUGGCGACGGCCACCCACGGUUCCUCCAUCAUCUGGCCUGCCGAGGCUUUCAAUCCCCUCGCAACCCUCGAGGCCGUCCGCGAGUACAAGGCUACAGCUUUAUACGGCGUACCCACAAUGUUCGUCGCAGAGCUCGAUCUGCUCGCCCACGGCGCCGUGCCUCGGGAUGGGUUCGAACAUCUGAGGACUGGCAUCGCUGCAGGAUCUUCGAUACCUGCCGAGUUGAUGCGCAAACUGCACAAGCAAUUGAACUUGACUGAGCUGACCAUCUGCUACGGUAUGACCGAGACAAGUCCGGUCAGUUGCAUGACCACAACAGACGACCCAAUUGAAAAGCGUAUCGACAGUGUUGGGCGCCUGCUGCCGCACGUCCAAGCAAAGGUUGUCGACCCGAGCGACUGGUCGCGCACAUUGGGUAUUGAUGAGCGCGGCGAGCUCGCGGUGAGCGGCUACCUACUUAUGAAAGGCUACUGGGGCGACGAGAAGAAGACGUCCGAGGUCAUGGUUGCCGACGACGACGGCGUCAUGUGGAUCCAUACUGGUGAUGAAGCAGCCAUGGACGCUGAUGGCUACGUUCGCAUCACAGGCCGUAUCAAGGAUCUCAUCAUCAAGGGCGGCGAGAACAUCCACCCCCUCGAGGUCGAGAACUGCCUCUUUGCGCAUCCGGCGAUUCGCGAGGUCAGCGUGGCAGGCCUGCCAGAUGAGCGGUACGGCGAGGUUGUGGCUGCGUUUGUGGUCAAGCAUGAUGGCGACGAGGGGAACAUCACAGCAGAGGAAGUCAGGGGCUGGGUCAGGGAGAAGUUGAGCCAUCAUCUUGUCCCUAAGUACGUUUUCUUCGUGCAAGACUACCCGAAAACGCCAAGUGGAAAGAUUCAAAAGUUCAAACUGAGGGAAUCGGCCAUCAAGUGGCUGCAGGAAGGGAGAGGGCAGUAGAUUCGUCAAUCAAAUCAAUUGGAAAGUAGUACCAAUGUCUGCUGUCACAGAUAUCCCAUAUAUACAUGCGAGCCAUGUACCGGAGGGCGUCCUCGUCUUGAGAUGCAUUGGAGCUUACUCCAGCCAACGUUAUGUAAGAAUAACUGACACACAAGAAACACGCUACAGGGGAUCCUCGAUGGUAUUCUGUAUCUGGAAGGAAGGACUGGGCUGUUCACAAUGACGAGAUUGCAGGUGCAUCAGAUCGGCCUGCUGCAACCCUCUCCCUCCUCCAGAACUCUAAUUCACCAUUUACCUUGCAAUAAACAGUGUUAGGAGAGCCGCCACAUGAGAUUCGAACGCGUGUCUUGCUCCAUGCACGAAAUGAGCAUACCCCCACGCGCAACAUUGCAGCUGCAGGUGG
This is a messenger RNA of Boeremia exigua, 6827 nucleotides long. RefSeq lists its product as uncharacterized. Lineage: Eukaryota; Fungi; Ascomycota; Dothideomycetes; Pleosporales; Didymellaceae. Gene Ontology annotation, biological process: fatty acid metabolic process. The record is from RefSeq and is a predicted model, not a curated record. Bases 341 to 6424 code for a protein of 2027 amino acids. The transcript has 13 exons. Gene Ontology annotation, molecular function: oxidoreductase activity; medium-chain fatty acid-CoA ligase activity.